Xiphophorus maculatus (southern platyfish) is the source of this 5502-nucleotide messenger RNA. RefSeq names its product kinase D-interacting substrate of 220 kDa-like (gene kidins220a). NCBI's taxonomy places the organism in Eukaryota, Metazoa, Chordata, Actinopteri, Cyprinodontiformes, Poeciliidae. The transcript is spliced from 32 exons. Bases 173 to 5158 code for a protein of 1661 amino acids. Gene Ontology annotation, molecular function: protein binding. The record is from RefSeq and is a predicted model, not a curated record.
AACCAGGCGGAGCCUCCGUCACUUUUGUGGUUCAGUAGCAGGUUACAGUUAACUCUAGUCUCCCCAAACAUGUCUUGAUUAAGAAAAAAUAACAUUUAGCUGGAUUCAACCGGCAGGAAUAACUUAAAAGGCGGGAACUGAGCAUCCGUGUGUAGGAGUUUAGCCGGUCGCCAUGGAAACCACCACCUCCCUGAAGAUGACCUCUCUGGUGGUCCAGAGUCUGUUCAGCUACGUGGAGGAAGACAACCUGGCCGCCCUCCAGACUCACCUGGACAAGUUCAGAGACGUGGACUGCAGGAGCGACAACGGACAGACGCCACUGAUGGUGGCAGCAGAGCUGGGCAGCCUGGAGAUCGUCCAGGAGCUGAUCAGGAGGGGCGCCACCGUCGACAUGGACGACGUGGACUGCUGGACGGCGCUGAUCUCCGCCGCUAAGGAGGGACACCUGGAGGUGGUGAGGGAGCUGCUGGAGAGCGGCGCCAACCUGGAGCACCGAGACAUGGGAGGCUGGACGGCGCUCAUGUGGGCCGCCUAUAAGGGCCGGACCGAGGUGGCCCGGCUGCUGCUGGAGAGAGAAGCCAAUCCGAACAUCACUGGGCAGUACAGCGUUUACCCGAUCAUCUGGGCGGCGGGCCGCGGCCACGCAGAGAUCGUCGAUCUCCUGCUGCAGUAUGGAGCCAAGGUCAACUGCUCAGACAAGUACGGCACCACCCCGUUGAUCUGGGCCUCCAGGAAGGGCCACUACGACAGCGUGAUGCACCUGCUGGCCAACGGAGCUGAUGUGGAUCAGGAAGGAGCAAACUCCAGGACGGCUCUGAUCGUGGCGGUGAAAGGCGGCCACACGGACGUCGUCAAAGAGCUGCUGAAGAGGAAUCCCAACGUCAACAUGACCGAUAAGGACGGCAACACGGCGCUCGCCAUCGCCGCCAAGGAGGGCCACACGGAGAUCGUUCAGGACCUGCUGGACGCCGGAACCUACGUCAACAACCCCGACCGGAGUGGAGAGACAGUGCUGAUUGGAGCAGUAAGAGGAGGACAUGUGGAGAUCGUCCGAGCUCUGCUCAACAAAUACGCCGAUGUCGACGUCACGGGCCAGGAUGGGAAGACUGCCCUCUACUGGGCAGUGGAGAAAGGAAACGCUGCCAUGGUGAGGGACAUCCUGCAGUGCAAUCCUGACACGGAGAGCUGCACCAAGGACGGAGAGACGCCGCUUGUUAAAGCCACUAAAAUGAGGAGCAUAGAUGUCGUGGAGCUGCUCCUGGAUAAAGGAGCCAAAGUGUCUGCAGUGGACCGGAAAGGGGACACUGCCCUGCACAUUGCGAUCCGCGGGCGCAGCCGAAAGCUGGCCGAGCUGCUGCUCAGGAACCCAAAAGAUGGCCGCCUCCUGUACCGGCCCAACAAAGCUGGAGAGACGCCGUACAACAUCGACUGCACCCACCAGAAAAGCAUCCUGACGCAGAUAUUUGGAGCCAAGCACCUUUCCCCAACGGAGACAGACGGCGACAUGCUGGGUUACGACCUGUACAGCAGCGCUCUGGCGGACAUCCUCAGUGAGCCCACCAUGCAGCCGCCCAUCUGUGUUGGUCUGUACGCUCAGUGGGGCAGCGGCAAGUCCUUCCUCCUCAAAAAGCUGGAGGAUGAGAUGAAGACCUUUGCAGGGCAGCAGAUCGAACCGCUGUUCCAGUUCUCCUGGCUGGUGGUUUUCCUCACGCUGCUCCUCUGCGGCUCAGUCGCCAUCAUUCUGGGUUUUACCGUCGACCCCAAGCUGGCCAUCGCCGUCUCCCUCAGCCUCCUCGCUCUGCUCUACACCUUCUUUGUGUUGGUGUACUUUGGGAGCCGGCGUGAGAAGGAGAGCUGGCACUGGGCCUGGGUCAUCAGCGCCCGUCUGGCCCGUCAGAUCGGCUACAUGGAGCUGCUGCUCAAGCUGAUGUUUGUGAACCCGCUGGAUCUUCCAGAGCAAACCGCCAGAGCCCUGCCUGUCAGGUUCUUGUUCACGGACUAUAACCGCCUGUCCAGCGUCGGAGGGGAGACGUCUUUGGCUGAAAUGAUCGCCACGCUGUCGGACGCCUGCGAGGCGGAGUUCGGCUUCUUGGCCACCAGGUUGUUCCGGGUUUUCAUGAACGAUGAGAUCAAAGGUCAGAAAUGGAAGAAAACCUGCUGCCUUCCGUCCUUCGUGUUUGUUUCGCUGACGUGUGGAUGCCUGAUCACCGGUGUGGUGCUGCUAUCCAUCUUUAAGGUGGACUCUGAAAACCUGACGGUAAACACAGUGCUGAUAGCGAUGGCCAGCGUGGUCGGACUGGCGUUGCUGCUCAACUUCCGGACCUGGUGGCAGGUGGCCGACUCCGUCCUCAACUCCCAGAGGAAGCGGCUGCAUGGCGCCGCCAACAACUUACAUAAGCUGAAAAGCGAAGGGUUUAUGAAGGUCCUGAAGCACGAAGUGGAGAUGAUGUCCAAAAUGGCCAAAACCAUCGACGGCUUCACUCAGAACCAAACGCGCAUGACGGUCAUCAUCGACGGGCUGGACUCUUGUGAACAGGACAAAGUUCUGCAGAUGCUGGACACGGUGCGAGUUCUCUUCUCAAAGGGUCCGUUCAUCUCCAUCUUCGCCAGCGACCCUCACAUCAUCAUCAAAGCCAUCAACCAGAACCUGAACAGCGUCCUGAGAGACUCCAACAUCAACGGCCACGACUACAUGAGGAACAUCGUCCACCUGCCGGUCUUCCUCAACAGCAGAGGCCUCAGCCGCGCCAAGAAGCUCUGCAUGGCCACGCCCACCAACGGGGAGGCCGACGGGUGUCAUGACGACAUGGACAGAAGGAUGUCUCUGAUCAGCCUGGCCCAAGAUCAAGUCAAGGUUGGCAGCAAGACUACUCUAAACCGAAGGGACACGUACCGGCGGCGGCAGAUGCAGAGGACCAUCACCAGGCAGAUUUCGUUCGACCUGACCAAGCUGCUGUUGACGGAGGACUGGUUCUGUGACAUCAGCCCCCAGACCAUGAGGCGGCUGCUCAACAUCGUCUCCAUCACAGGUCGCCUGCUGCGCGCCCAUCAGAUCAUCUUUAACUGGGACCGGCUGGCAUCGUGGAUCCACCUGACGGAGGAAUGGCCGUACAGAACAUCGUGGAUCAUCCUGUUCCUGGAGGAGGCCGAGGGCGUGUCGGAUCAGGUCACACUCAAGACCAUCUAUGAGAGGAUCUCCAAAAACAUCCCCACCACCAAGGAUGUGGAGCCGCUGCUGGAGAUCGAUGGAGACAUCCGCAGCUUUGAGGUCUUCCUGUCCUCCAGGACACCAGUCAUCAUCGCCAGAGACGUGGAGACGUUCCUGCCCUGCACCGUCAACCUGGACCCCAAACUCAGGGAGAUCAUCGCAGAUGUGCGUGCGGCCAGGGAGCAGAUGCAUUUAGGAGGGGUGACCUAUCCCACGCUGCCCCUGCAGGAGGCAGCGCCGCGACCCGCGCCGGGCUUCGGCCCGCUCUCCGCCGCCGGCUCCCCGACCGGCUCCUUCGGCGGCGCGCUGCCGCCUCAGCCGCACAGCGCCUACUUCAGUGGGAUGACGGGCCCUCAGCACCCCUUCUACAACCGGCCAUAUUUCCCCCAUCAUGUCUACCACCUGCCGCGACCUUACGCUCACCUUGCCCCCUCAUCCUCACGUCCCUCCGCUAAACUGUCCAGUCCGCCGCAGGACGCCGUCGGACUCCAUUUAAAGUCGCUGCCUUGCAAAUUGAAGCAGCUGUGUCCGGUGGUGCCGCUCAGCUCGCUGGGGACGGACGGCGUGUGCGAACGCCUCAGACAGAUCGACGGGAUGGAUCCCAGCAUGCUGCUGCAGUACGCAGCAACCAUCACUAAGGCUAACAUCAACGGCCGAGUUCUGACUCACUGCAACCUGGAGGAGCUGAAGAGAGAGAUGGACAUGAACUUUGGAGACUGGCAACUUUUCAGAGGAAUGGUGAUGGAGCAGCGGCAUGCGGAGACGCAGGCGGCGCUGCAGGAAGAGUCUGGUGCCGCCAGCGAGCAAGGCAGCAGCGUUCUCCACGGGGAGUCGGGCCUGCGCCCGGCGGUGACGCAGCGCGACGGCGCCGGCGCCUUCGGCCUCAACCUGAGCUUCGAGGAGCUGAGCGGCGCCGGCCUGGAGGAGCCGCCGCGGCGCAGCAGCAACCCGCAGUGGACGGCGAUGAAUCCCCACACCUCCAGCAUGUCCAGCCUCAACUCCCAGGAAUCCUCCAAUGACAUCUGCAAGCUGACGGACAAGCAGCAGGCGGAGUACCGGGACGCCUACAGGGAGUACGUGGCCCAGAUGGCCCAGCUGGAGAUGACCGGCAGCGGGGCGGAGCGGCCCGUCCAGCCCCAUCCGAACCACUUCCUCCAGACCUCCUGCUCAGAGGACAAAGCGGCCAAGGAGGGAACAGACCCUGACAGCCGCAAGCCCUUCAAGAGGGCCUCCAAGAGCAGCGACAUCACAGACUUCGCCUCGGGCGCCGACGCACCGCUCCUGGACCCCAUCAGCGAAGAGGAUGAGAACCACAGCCUGUCCUCCAGGACCCCGGCUUCAAAGAAAGCAGCGGGGUCGUACUACCACAAGCUCCCCAGCGAAGACGACUCCGGCCCCGAGGAAGCCGACAACACCACGCCGCUCCUCCACAAGGAGGGCCGCGCCAGUCCGCCAUCGCCUGGCCUCUGCUCAGACGUCCUGGAGAAGAAAGACUCGGAUUCAGGGAUGCGGUCCAGCAACAGCUCCCCGGGUUCGCCCCUGGAGGAGGCCGGCAGAGCGCUGAACCCCGGCCUGAUCGAGCUGGAGCUGGAGGGCCUGGUGAGGAAGAGGAGCCUCUUACCCAGCCGGCUGCAGGACGCGGCGGUGGCCCGCAUGUCCAUCUGCUCCGACGCGCCGUCUGAAGCCAGCCUGAUGGCAAGCAGCCCGGACGAAGGCUGGCCCGCCGACUCGGUCAGCAACCUGAACCGCACCGCCAGCAACACCACCCUCAACAACAACUCAACGACAGACGACACCAACUCCAACUCCAACAACAGUCGUCAGCGGCAGGAGAACUUCCUGGAUUCCAGCAUCAUCAUCCACCCAGGAAGCACCGCCGCCACAGCCGUCCAUCAGAACCAGAACCUGUGCUCCAUCAACCUGGGAGACGAGCGGGAGAGCGUUCUCUGAGGCCCUCAUCUCUAAUUUGGGUCAUGUUCAUCAUUGAUGUUGUGAUGUUUUAGUGCAGGUAUUUGUGGAAUGAGUAGCUGAUCCAAAUAAAACCCUGUUAGCAGAACUCCUGACCUCAUAUCAGUGAUUGUUUCCUGUUGUGUUUGUGAUUUCUCUCCUGUUUUUCCUUGAUGGAAUAAAAAGCGUUCUCAAAUUGAAACCAGAAGCCAGAUGUUACUGAUGGUUCAGCAGUUUUGAUGCAUGGUGGUGCUGUUUGGUAGUUUAUUGGUAGUAGGGGAAUGGAUUUCCUGUUGCAUGAUGUUGUGUUUUGUGAAUCAAUAAAUAUUUCACCACAUGACCCAUAA